Molecule: messenger RNA, 378 nt
Organism: Solanum dulcamara
Lineage: Eukaryota; Viridiplantae; Streptophyta; Magnoliopsida; Solanales; Solanaceae
Exons: 1
Coding region: 1-378 (125 amino acids)
Molecular function (GO): zinc ion binding
Source: RefSeq, a predicted model, not a curated record
AUGGCUGAUAGAGUUUGUAGUUGUAGAACUUGGCAACUGAGAGUCAUUCCAUGCCAACAUGCUAUUGCUGCUUUGUGCCACAUAGAACAGGAGACUGAACCUCUUGUGGAACAUUGGUAUAAGAAGGAUACCUUCUUAAAGGCUUAUAGUCAUUUCAUCCAACCAAUUUCAAAUAUGAAGAUGUGGCCUGAAACUAACAAUCCAAGGAUUGAACCUCCGGAACCUAAACCAAUGCUUGGCAGACUUGCAAGAAAUAGAAGAAAGGGCAAAGAUGAACCAAGAAAGAAGUAUGGAAAAAUUUCUAAACAAGGGGUGAAACAAACUUGUUCCAUGUGUAAACAGCAAGGUCAUAACAAGAGAUAUUGCAAGGUAACAUAG